This is a messenger RNA of Paramisgurnus dabryanus, 1956 nucleotides long. RefSeq lists its product as uncharacterized. Lineage: Eukaryota; Metazoa; Chordata; Actinopteri; Cypriniformes; Cobitidae. The record is from RefSeq and is a predicted model, not a curated record.
CUGUGUGUGUUUACUAUACUUUUCUGGGAUGCAUGGGUUAAAUGUAGAGGUUACAUUUCGAGUAUGCGUUUCAUACUUGACAAGCUUGUCACUCUCACUUUUUUCACUUCAUUGUACUUUCCAACAUCCUACCAAACCCACACAAAGAGAAAAUACCUUUGAAUUGUGAUAAGCAGUCAACGUCAGAAGAAAGCAUUUCACAAGUUCUGAUGAUGAUACGUUUGAUAGUGUGGGCGUUUGCCCUUACCGUAGUAGCUGGCAAAGAGGUACCCACAUUGGUCACGGCAGCCUGUAGAGAUGAUAUCAUUUUACCAUGCGAUGCCCUUCAAAUGGGUCAAAACUACACCUCUGUUACUUGGUACAAGGUCUAUACAAACCAAAUUGUAAUCCUCGUUUCCGAAAAAAAUGUAUUUUCCCAAACUGAUAAAGGAAACGGUUCUGUGUCCCUGGGUAACAAUGCAUCUUUGAUCUUGUGGAAGGCUGCUCCUACAAAUGCUGGAAUGUAUGAGUGUUAUCUUAGAGCAAAAGCUGGACACAAUUCUGGUCGCUCUCACAUUGAAUUGAAUAUCUCAGAUUGCGUGGCAACUCCAGCUUCACCUAUCUUUAAUUUGUCCAACCAUUUCAUUAAUGGCACUAAUUUAUUCUUCACUAAUUAUAUGAAUACCACUAAUUCAUUAAUGAAUAGCAGCCAACGGACCCCUGGAGAUGGCAAUGAAGAGCUUUAUGUAAUUUUGGCUUUCUUAGGACUAGCACUGAGUAAACUACUGCUCAGUGCAUUAUGCAUUAAAGUAUCCGAGGAGCUCAAAGCACUUAGGAGAAGACAAUGAGGACACAGAUAAGACAAACUAUUAUUUAUCAUCAUUUCAUCUGUUUACAGUGUUUGUGAACCACACACUCAAAAGGCAGUGUAUGGGUUUACAGUAGUUAUUUAAUAAAUAAUGUGUGAAAUUGCUUGUAAUCAUAAUGUGUAACCGGACUGAUUUGUUAUGCUGCUGUACUCUAAUAACUUUACACACACUUCAUGUAAUGACUUAUUUGUAAAAUAUGGUAAAACUGUAAAAAAACCUUUUCAUACUGUAUUUGUCUUCUUGUGAUAUUUAAAAAAAUUAUAUGAACUGAAUAGUUUUAUAGCAGUAUAAUUACAAUUUAUAUAUUGUGUAAAAUAAUCUGUACUGUGUUUGCGUCUGCACUAAGAAAUAAUGUCUUGUGCGUCUUGGCAAAUUCUAAGAUCCUAGACAUUUUUAAGAGCAAUAAAAGGCAAUUAAGUUGUUGGCCAACAGAUGGCAGUAAAUUAAAGGGUAUCCCUUCAAUUCACUGGAUACAUGACCUUAACAUCAAAAGAUUUAUUAGCUCCCUCUUGUGUUCAUUGCAGUAACAAACGAUAAGCACUGAAAUCCGUGUGUCUGAGUGCAGUCCUUCUGAGUCUGUAACCAAUGCAGUAACAAUGGUAUGCACAACUUCUGAUGAUAAGAAUGUUACAUUUUUACAAAGUUAUAAAGAAGAUCUAAAGUAUUUUUUAUUUCCUAUUUGUCACAUUCAUUGUAAGGUUAUGUGUCAUGCGAGGAGACAGUCUGAGGUCACGUUGCAAGUGUUUUCUCCUUUAUGCAUGCCUUGUAUUCGCUGCAUGGAACUUAGGAAAAUAAUGAUUCAUUGAUCAUUCAUCUGCAGUCUCCGAUGUUGACUUCUGCAUCCUGUUGAGAAGUUCUGAGAGCACAGUCAUUCUGCCAGCCCUCAUGUAUUCAGUAAUGCUGCUGAUGUGUGUACAAACCUAAUGAUUUUCCCCCUGCUAUGCAAUGUUUGUCUGUCUGGGUGUACUGAGGGAUUAAAGCCAUAUCAAUGCAAAACAUAGUCAUGACUAUAUUUAACACAUUAUUAAAUCCUGUGGUUUUCAGUCUUGCAUUUAUUUAGGGUUUUAUACCAACGUUUAAAUGGCCAAUAAUAUACAUACAAGACUUU